CGCGUAUCCGGCGACGACCAUCCGUCGGCCGCCAUGCUGCCAGCGGAUGACGCCAAGGCGGAGGAGGCGCGACGCCUCGCCGAGAAGAAGCGCGACGCGUACUUCGCCGAGCUCGAGAAGGAGUCGUCCACCGCCAAGGGGAAGAGAUCGAAGAAGGGCGCGGCGAAGGACCCGGCGGCCAAGCCCGCGGCCAAGCCGCUCGGGGGAACCAAGAUGGCGUUCCCGGUGGGUCUGAAGAAGACGUCCACCAUAGCGAUGAAGGGCGUCGCCGCACCGGUGGCGGUGGAGAAGAAGGGAACGGGCGCGACCGUCGCCGGGGAUCUCACCACGAUCACCGGCAUCCCACCGCCGCCCGAGGAGGACCCACCCGAGGAGGACGACGAAGACGGCGGCACCGACACGUACGUCAGGUUCACGGUUCCGAGCGGAUGCGGCGGCGAGGACGGCGCGACGCACGUCCGCGUGCAAGUCCCCGCCGGUCCCGCGGGCGGCGCCGGGCCCGUCGUGGAGGUGGAGCUGCCGCCGGGUGUCGGCGAAGGCGACGCCGUCGAGGCGGUGAUCCCGGCGUGGGGCGCGAGCGACGUGCCGCCGCCGCCGCCGCCGAGGACGAUGGGGAGCGCGGGGGUGAGCGAGGGGGUGGCGCCGCCGCCGCCGCCGAGGGGGAUCCCGCCGCCGCCUCCCGUGAUGGCCGGAGGCGGGUACCCUCCGCCGCCGAUGAUGGGGACCGGGAUGAUGGGGAUGGGACAGACGGUCGGUCGGCCGGGUCCUCCUCAUCCGCACAUGGGCGUCGGGAUGGGAGCUCCUCCGAUGAUGCCGAUGGGGGGCGUGAUGCCGAUGGGGGUACGUCAGCCGCCGCCGCCGCCGCCGCCGGGACGGACGGGAACGCCGCCCGUCUCGGGCGUUCCGCCACCGCCGCCGCCGCCGCCCCAGGUGUGAUCGAUAGACGUAGCGAUUCAAAGAGGAUCUUAGAGGAUGACGAAAGAGACAUCGAGGCGCGCGAUGAUGUGGGGUUCGAGCGUUUUGUUUCGUAUUUC
Micromonas commoda is the source of this 1034-nucleotide messenger RNA. RefSeq lists its product with no specific name. The record is from RefSeq and is a predicted model, not a curated record. Gene Ontology annotation, biological process: actin filament polymerization. Gene Ontology annotation, cellular component: cytoplasm; actin filament. The transcript has a single exon. The coding region runs from base 34 to 936 and encodes 300 amino acids. Gene Ontology annotation, molecular function: microtubule binding; actin binding. Lineage: Eukaryota; Viridiplantae; Chlorophyta; Mamiellophyceae; Mamiellales; Mamiellaceae.